CAAGUCAUAGAAAUGUUGCUAUCUCGAGCGGAUCGGCUUAUUUAGUGCCAAAAUAGUUUUGAAAUAAUAAUAAUAAAACACAAUUUCUAAGUCAUUACAAGGACGUAGAAAUUUAACUCAAGAGUGAAUUUCUGUUUUUUGUGUUUUCGCAGGUUUUAAUUUGCUUUGCCGAAGACUGAACCGACGAGGACUUGAAACAGCUUUUCACAUUUCAAUAUUUUUUCAUCAAGUAAUGGACAUUUGAUUACUCUUUUUGCCUCCAGUUGAUCCUGAAGGGAAGGCUUUAGCAUAGCAUUUAGCCACCACAGCCCCACCCACAAGAAAUUUUUCAGUUGAAAAUUAAAACCAUGAAGGUUGACGACAUAAAAAUUAUGAAAUAUGAGCUCUAAGUUCCUGAAAAGUACACCAUAAUAUACCCGAGACGCUGAGGAUCUAUAGUAUCAAUAACAUGACGGAGGUACCAGUGGACCCCCGGGAGAUUCUUAAGGGCCUGGAGGCCCUUCUGGGAAAAGAUGGAGAACUCCGCAGCCUGGAGGGAGUCCCAAAGGUGUUCAGCCUUAUGAAGGCAUCCUCGAAGAUGGUGAGCAGGUGCAUGUACCUGAACGUCCUGCUGCAGACCAAGUCCCACGAUGUCCUCAACAGGUUCAUCCGAGUCGGAGGCUACAAGCUUCUAAACUCGUGGCUUACCUAUUCUAAGGGCACCAACAACACCCCCUUGCUGCAGCUCAUCCUGCUCACGUUGCAGAAGCUCCCUCUCAAGGUGGACCACCUGAAGCAGAACAACACAGCCAAGCUGGUGAAGCAACUGAGUAAGAGUGCAGAGACCGAAGACCUGAGGAAGCUGGCGGCCGUUCUCGUCGAUGGUUGGAUGGCGACCAUCCGCUCCCAGAGCGUCUCCAGCAGCUCUCCUGCUGACAAGAAGAAGAAAGGAGAGAGCAAAGUGCUGGUGAGGGAUGUGAAGGAGAAAAGUGGAGAUGAGGAGAAGAAGAAGGAGAAGCCCAAAGCUCACGCCCCCAGCCACACAAAGAUUCGUUCUAUAGGACUGGAAAUGGAGGCUCCCAACCCGACUCCUCCAAAGAAGGCUCCUGCUCCUCUGCUGAGUAACAAAUACAAUAUCCCUCCCUCCUUCCUGAAGAGGCCCAGCAGCUCUGCUCCCUCAGACGCUCCACCUGUGGAGAAAAAGUACAAACCAUUAAACAUCACAUCGAAUGCAACUAAAGAGAUCAAAGUGAAGAUCAUUCCAGCACCACCUAUGGAGAGCCCGGGGUUCCUGGAUGCCUUGAACUCCGCCCCAGUUCCAGGGAUCAAAAUCAAAAAGAAGAAGCCAGCUGCUGGUGGUCCUGCUAACACCAAAGCCGUCUCACCGACGUCCACCAAGACAAACCCAUUUGACAGCAAACCAGCAGGAUAUUCUUCGUCCUCAGCAAAGCCGUCGUCUCCAGAAUCUGCUGCUUCCACUACUCCUGCAGAUGAGAAACUGGACCUGGAACAGCCUGGAACCCCGGUCCCUCUCGAGGAUCCAGAUACCUCAAACAGUGGUGAGAAGCCCAAUGCUCUGGCAGAGCCACGGGCGGAGGAGGAAGGCCUGACCAGGAAGGGCAAGAAGAAGAAGACUGUUCACUGGGCGGAGGAGGAGCAGCUGAAGAACUACUACUACUUUGAUUUGGAUGAAACGGAGAGGGUCAAUGUCAACAAGAUCAAGGACUUUGGCGAGGCAGCUAAACGAGAGCUGAUGAUGGACCGGCAGACGUUUGAGAUGGCUCGACGCCUGUCACAUGACACCAUGGAGGAAAGGGUUCCCUGGACUCCGCCCCGACCCUUGACCUUGACGGGCAGCUUGGUGACCCCUGGAGCCAACAGCUCAGAGAAACUUACCCAGCGAGACCGAGAAAAGGGCAUCCUUCAGGAAAUCUUCCUGAGCAAGGAGAGUGUUCCUGACAGUCCACACGAACCGGACCCAGAGCCCUAUGAGCCGAUGCCUCCCCGUCUCAUCCCUUUGGACGAGGACUCCUCCAUGAUGGACAUGGGCUGUGUUGAGCCCAUGGACACCUCGACACAACCAGGCUCAACCGUGACCCAGACUGAAGGUUCCAAGCUGCCUCCGGUUCUUGCCAACCUCAUGGGAAACCUCGGUAACAGCUCACGUAGCCCACAAGCAGUCAGCAAUGUCACAAGCACAACCGCCCCCUCUGUCAACGUUCAGGAACUGCUCACCUCCAUCAUGGGAGCGUCUGGAAACCAGUCUGCCGAGGACCUAAUCAAGCAGCCCGACUUCUCCGACAAGAUUAAGCAGCUACUGGGCUCCCUGCAGCAGAACCAGGCAGGACCUCAAACAAUCAACCAGGGGCUUGUGGGACACGGUCCAGGCAUGAACAACAUGAACAACAUGCCGAUGCAGAUGCCCAUGAAUGUCGGUUACCCCCACAAUGCUUCUCCUGGGGGGCCCCGUUUUAACCACCCCCCACCUCCUCACAACCACGGGCCACCUUUCAAUGCCGGUGGGAGCCCCCGUAUGAUGGGACCCCCACCAGGACAGGGUAGAGGGGAAAACUACUGGGGAGACGAUUAUAUGAGAGGCGGGGGCCACAGAGGAGGUAAUUACCACAGAGGAAGCCGGGGUCGGGGAGGAGAGCCAGGCUUCAGGGGCAGAGGACGUGGGGGCCCCAGAGGAGGACACAACAACAUGAACGACAUGUCCAAGAGGCCCGUCUGUCGCCACUUCAUCAUGAAGGGAAACUGCAGGUACGAGAGCAACUGUGCCUUUUACCACCCGGGCAUGAAUGGACCCCCGCUACCCCCAAACCACCCGGCUAACCAACAUCAACAGCACGGCCACUAGGUGGCGCUGCAAAUGCCUUGCUCUGAGUCCUGGGACCGCAGUUGAGACAGCAGCUCGCAGUGAGGACAGAAUAUGGACAUUAACCAGGUUUGCUCCUCAGAUCAGAACCCUAAAGGCUGGUCCGCGGUGGGACUCGUGCAUUUUUUUACUCUGUUCAGUGUUAAAGGUGAGACCAACCUGAAGCAGCUACCUGCCGAUCGGCUGCUGCUGUCCACCCAAAUACAUUAGGUGUUGUCCUCUGAAGAACGGGACUUCCUGUCUCUGGCUGUUUAUUUUGUGCCAAACAUAAUGCCGCUUCAGACUUGCCUCCAGCUGUAACGUCCUGUUUGGUAUGAUGUGUACAGAAGACUGUGAGGGACAGCGUCUUCCUCCAUGCGUAUCGAGGGGGGUGAAACAAAGUUCAAGAAGCACCUUAGAAGAUGAGGCCCAGAAUGUAGUCAUGGUUCUGACCUGCUCUGAGCACUGGACCAUGUGGACCUGAGGACAGAGCUCCUCUCAGUACGUUGGGCUCAGGACAUCAGCUGGCUUCAACGUGACAAUCGGGACAGAGAGGUCCCCGUCUCUCUCAGAUCCUGCCUGGACGUUAUGUAAUCAGUGUUGGGGACAACGAGUACCUCUGUGUUUCUUCUACAAGCGGUGUUUUCUGUGAAAACUCUUCUUUUUUGUCUCUUGUGAGACUCAGAAUGUACGUUUAUUGUUGCUUUCUCCACCUGCAGUUUUUUACAGUCUGGAACGCCGAACCUCUCGAACCUGUGUUUGGUUUUGUCGAUAUCAGAUGUUUGUAUGAACACAGUACACAUUCAUACUGAUUAGUUUAUAACUGAAUUUUUUUGUACAUGUAUUGAAUAAAUGUCUGACUAUACACGAGUUUUCUGUACAUUAACAUUAUAGCUCAGAAAACUUGAAAGCCUAAACCUCCUUGGUUGCCAUUACUAUAAUAUUUAUUUACAGUAAAUUAUAUAACAACAAUAAGUGCAGACUUUUAUUUGUACGACAUUCUUUUCACAAUGAGAGGAAAUGUAGACCUGAACUCUUCUGGGCUGUUCGUGCUCUACGCAGCAACACAUUUUCAUUCAGCACAGAUCAGCGCACUACACUCCUGAUGUGCGUUUGUUUCAGUGACCUUUGACCCAUCAGCCUUUGAUUGGAGGAUGCAUUUAAAGCAUUUACUGGAACAGAAACACUUCCAGGUUUCUGCAUUGGCUUGUCAAAAGAAUAAACUGGUUUAAACAUGAAUAAAGAACAACCUCAGUAAUCAUGUAAUCUGCUUAUUUGUAUUUUUAUUACAACGACCAUGAUAGCAUGCUUAAUGUAUGUUACUUCCAUGGGAGUAUUGUUUCUUUUAAUGUGAGCCCUCUGACACCUUUACCACCUGUGGGGGCCUUUGAGCGCAACUGCAGCUCAUAAUUUCCAUUUUUGUUUUUAUUUACAAUUUUUCUUGUCUAUAGUUUGUUUUCCAGCUGGAGUUUUCAGUCUCCAGCAGCCUGUGUGUCAUUCACCUGCUAAAAGCCGUGCAGCUCAAAGCAGAAUACUCAGCUCAACCAGUAGGUGGCGCUAACAUGACUUAGAAAAUGAGGUAGAUAUCAUUUUUUAAACGUUCACAACAUAUUUUACUGCAACAGCUACAUUGAUGGCUAGAUCUGGUUUAGAUUCACCAACUGACGUGACUCAAAUGCUUCAGGAUGUUGGUGGGGAGUGAACCGAAGCUCCCAGAGAAAAAACCCUCGCAGCACAGGAGACAGAAAUGUCUUGGAUGGGUGAUUUCUGUGACAUAUUCCUUGUGUUGCCUUUUUUACAGAUGAUUAAGGACACGUGUGUCAGGAAAGGGUCAUCAGUCGUAGAACUGCCUACUCCAGUUUUGUGUUUGCACCUGAACUGACCCGCUCUGACCAGUACCUACACUGACCUGUGUACAUUAGCUGCUUCUGUACUUAUUGCCUCCCUAUAUUAUCAUUUAUUUGUGUUUAUUUCUUAAUUCUAAUUUUUGUUUAUCAUUUAUUUUUUCUUGCAUUAAGUACCACAAUAAUUUCCUAAUGUUGUGAUUCUUGCAUAUAUGGAAAUAAAACCCUUCUGAUUGUGA
Nothobranchius furzeri (turquoise killifish) is the source of this 4919-nucleotide messenger RNA. RefSeq names its product protein phosphatase 1, regulatory subunit 10 (gene ppp1r10). Lineage: Eukaryota; Metazoa; Chordata; Actinopteri; Cyprinodontiformes; Nothobranchiidae. Gene Ontology annotation, cellular component: nucleus; PTW/PP1 phosphatase complex; chromatin. Gene Ontology annotation, molecular function: metal ion binding; protein phosphatase 1 binding. The record is from RefSeq and is a predicted model, not a curated record.